This is a messenger RNA of Suillus clintonianus, 168 nucleotides long. RefSeq lists its product as uncharacterized. Lineage: Eukaryota; Fungi; Basidiomycota; Agaricomycetes; Boletales; Suillaceae. The record is from RefSeq and is a predicted model, not a curated record. The annotation marks the transcript as partial. The transcript has a single exon.
GAUUUCCGCGUCGGUCAAGUUCGAGUCAUGUUCACCUUCCCACCAAAAUCCAUCCCACUGCUCUUCCCACCAACGGUCCAUCUUCCUACUCACCUUGUGUAUGUUGAAUGGUUUACACCAUUUCCGCCAGCUCCAGACCGCAAUAGCGGGCUAUAUAAGCUCUCGUGA